This is a messenger RNA of Tetrahymena thermophila SB210, 909 nucleotides long. RefSeq lists its product as hypothetical. The transcript has 10 exons. The record is from RefSeq and is a predicted model, not a curated record. Gene Ontology annotation, molecular function: GTPase activator activity; small GTPase binding. Gene Ontology annotation, cellular component: cytosol; perinuclear region of cytoplasm; nucleus. Gene Ontology annotation, biological process: nucleocytoplasmic transport; activation of GTPase activity. Lineage: Eukaryota; Ciliophora; Oligohymenophorea; Hymenostomatida; Tetrahymenidae.
AUGGGUGCAUUAGGCUUAGGUUCUGCUUUAGCAAAUUGCAUCAAUCUCUCAAAUUUGACACUUUACCUUUCUGAAAAUUAAAUAGGUGCAGAAGGUGCAUCAGGCUUAGGUUCUGCAUUAGCAAAUUGCAUUAAUCUUUCAAAUUUGACACUUAACCUAGAUCGCAAUUAAAUUGGUGUAAUAGGGGCAUCAGGCUUAGGUUCUGCUUUAGCAAAUUGUAUUAAUCUCUCAAAUUUGUCACUUUAUCUGAAUGAAAAUUAAAUGGGUGCAAAAGGUGCAUCAGGCUUAGGUUCUACAUUAGCAAAUUGCAUUAAUCUCUCAAAUUUGGCACUUUACCUUUCUCGCAAUUAAAUGGGCGCAAAGGGUGCAUCAGGCUUAUGUUCUGCUUUAGCAAAUUUCAUUAAUCUCCCAAAUUUGACACUUGAUCUUAGUCGCAAUUAAAUAGGUGCAAAGGGUGUAUCUGGCUUAGGUUGUGCUUUAGCAAAUUGCAUUAAUCUCUCAAAUUUGACACUUAACUUAGAUCAGAAUUAAAUUGAUAAUGAAGUUUCAUAAAGCUUAGGUCCUGUUUUAGCAAAUUGCUCUAAUCUCUCAAGUUUGACACUUGAUCUUAGUCAAAAUUAAAUUGGCAACAAAGGUGCAUCAGGCUUAGGUUCUGAUUUAGCAAAUUGUAUUAAUCUCUCAAAUUUGACCCUUAACCUUUAGGAAAAUAAAAUUGGUGUUGAAGGUGCAUUAGGCUUAGGUUCUGCUUUAGCAAAUUGCUGUAAUCUCUCAAAUUUGAAACUUAACCUUUAAAGACAAUUUUUUUAAUUUCAUAAGCCAGCAUUAAUGAAUAAAUCAUAAAAGUUCAAAGUAAUAAGCAAAUGUCUUAAAUCAAAAAGAUUAGUUAUCUUUCAAAUAUAAUUCGACUGA